This is a messenger RNA of Labeo rohita (rohu), 4895 nucleotides long. It is a transcript of the gene ptafr, whose product is annotated as platelet-activating factor receptor. Gene Ontology annotation, molecular function: G protein-coupled purinergic nucleotide receptor activity; platelet activating factor receptor activity. Gene Ontology annotation, cellular component: membrane. The record is from RefSeq and is a predicted model, not a curated record. Gene Ontology annotation, biological process: chemotaxis; G protein-coupled receptor signaling pathway. Lineage: Eukaryota; Metazoa; Chordata; Actinopteri; Cypriniformes; Cyprinidae.
UCUGUUUUCUUCCCAGAUGGAAAAAAUGGUGACCUCUGGAAAUAACAGCAAGGUCUACAACUUCAUUGAUUCAGAGUUUCGUUACACCCUCUUUCCAAUAUUCUACAGCCUGGUCUUUAUCUUUGGGUUGCUAGCCAACUGCUACGCUCUUUAUGUGCUGCACCAUAUGCGAGAGUCUAAAGCCAUGAAUGAGAUUCGAAUCUACAUGACCAACCUAACCGUUGCAGACCUGCUGUUUGUGUCUGCUUUACCGUUAUGGAUUGGCUACUACGUGAACAACGGUCACUGGGAUUACAAAGAUGUGCCCUGUCGUAUCACUGGCUCAUUUUUCUUCAUCAACACAUACUGCUCUAUUCUCUUCCUUACUGUCAUCAGCAUCAACCGUUACUGGGCCGUCACCAGGCCACUGGUGGCUGCUUCUUCUGACUGCUGGAAACGUGGAGUAAUCAUUUCAGCUUUUAUCUGGUGCCUCACUCUUUUAGCAUCAGUGAAUAAUCUGAUUGAUAACGGAAUCCCGAAGGAUAACAGCAGUAGCAUUUCUCGAUGUUUUGAGGGUUAUCAAAACGAAGAUUACUCUACUAAAUACACAAUGGCCGUCACGCACUUCAUCAUUAUUGGUUUGUUCUUUCUUGUUUUCUCGAUGGUGAUCAUCUGCAACAUCUCGAUCGCUCGAGCUCUUCUGUCUCAACCCAUCAGUCAGCCUCGAGCCAGCACAGGAAAGCGCCCUGGUGGUACUAAGCGCAGGGCUUUGAGGAUGCUGUGUGCUGUCAUAGGCGUCUUUGUGAUCUGUUUCCUGCCCCACCACGUGGUGCAGGGUCCCUGGGUGUUGUCUGUGCUGUACCUCAAGGAAGAUUGGAGUAUGGAAACGCGGCAAAAAAUUAACGAUGCUCACCAGAUCACCCUCAUGCUUAUGGGGUUCAACUGCCUGUUGGACCCGCUGGUGUAUUGCUUUGCCACCACAACGUUCCGCAAGUACAUCCAGAAUCAUUUCAAAAAUGUCAAGAAUAACAAACACUGCUCACGCAACACGUUAAGCACGGGUAUAUCACUGAAAAGCAGACAUCAGAGCGAGCUCUGAACAUUGAAGAAGAGCAGGAAACAGCUGUGAAAAAUCUGCUUGUUCUAAAUAGAAUUUUUUCCAGAGUUUUUUUCUUUUUCAAUUCCAAAUUAGGUUCUGUUUGGAUUCUUCAAAGGAUAGUUCACGCAAAAAAUUAAAGUGCUGUCAUAAUUUACUUACCCUCACGUUGUGACUUUUCUUUCUAUCUUUUAAAAGAUUUUAUUCAAUUUUUUUUUUUUAAAUCCUUCUGUUUUCCACAGAAGAAGUUGUGAGGCUGGGCAAAUGAUGAUAGAACUUUCAUUUUGAGGUGAACUGUUCCUUUAAAUGCAAUCAAAUGAUUGUCAUGAUUUUCAAAUGCUGCCUCUGCAGGCUUCACCUUCAAACUAAAGAGAAUUUCAAACUCUUCAAAUUAUUCAACACAUAUGAUAAAUGCCUUAUACACUGAAGUUUUUUCAGCCUUAUAUGUGACCCUUGACCACAAAACCAGUUAUAUGUAGCACGGGUAUAUUUGUAGCAAUAGCCAAAAUACAGUGUAUUGGUCAAAAUGUUUUAUUUCUCUUUUAUGCCAAAAAUCAUUAGGAUAUUAAGUAAAGAUCAUGUUCCAUGAAGAUAUUUUGUAAAUUUCCCACCAUAAAAAUAUCAAAACUUAAUUUUUAGUUAGUUAGAUUAGUAAUAUGCACUGUGAAGAACUUCAUUUGGACAACUUUAAAGGCAAUUUUCUCAAUAUAUUGUUUUUGCUUGCACCCUCAGAUUCCAGAUUUUCAAAUAGUUGUAUCUCGGCCAAACAUUGCCCUAUCCUAGUAAACCAUACAUCGGCUUUCAGAUGGUGUAUAAAUCUCAGUUUCAAAAAAUUGACAUUUACGGUUUUGUGGUCCACGGUCACAUAUUUGAUUCACUGUCAUAUGGUCUCUUAAGGCCAGGACACACCAAGGCGAUUUCAAAUAACUAGCAGCGAUGAAAGGUAACGGUGUUGAUACCUUGUGUCGGCAGCGUCUGGACCAAAAUGCUGCACUUCAACACACGACUCAGAAAACAGCCGACUGCAAACUUAACACAUGCGUUCUGCUCCUGCGUAAGGCAAAUUAACUGUCUUUAUCAGCAGCUUUCAAUAGUACAGUUGAGGUCAAAAGUUUACACCCUCCUUUCAGAAUCUGCUAAAUGUUAAAUUAUUUUACCAAAAUAAGAGGGGUCAUACAAACUGCAUGUUAUUGUUUAGUUAGUACAGAGCUGAAUAAGAAAUCUGACAUAAAGUUAAAGUUAAACUGCCUGCUGCUCUUCAGAAGAAUCCUUUAGGUCUAGGGUUGUGCAAAAAAUGGGAUGCAAUUAUUAUGCAUCUCGUCAGUAAUGCCGGUUCUGUGAUUAGUCGUAAAUUUCCAUCAAGUGCUAUCGGAUGGAGCAGCAUUUACUACACAGAGCCUGUGAAAUCAGAGGCGAUACAUAUCCUAUUUUGAACUCGAUAUUGCAAAGUUUGUCAGUGAACUAUGGUUUUGUGAAGUAAAUGCUGCUCCAUCUGACAAAUUAUUUGAUUUUCCAGCAUUUUUGUGUAUUUGAACCCUUUCCAAUAAUGACUGUAUGAUUUAGAGAUCCAUCUCUUCACACUGAGGACAACUGAGGGACUCAUAUGCAACUAUUACAGAAGGUUCAAACGCUCACUGAUGCUUCAGAAGGACACAGAAUGCAUUAAGGAGGGUGAAAACUUUUUGAAUUUGAAGAUCGGGGUAAAUUAACUUAUUUUGUUUUCUUGGAAACAUGUAACCAUCUUCCGUAGCCUCUGAAGGGCAGUACUAAGAGAAAAAUAUGAUAUUUAGGCAAAUAAGAAAAAUGUACACAUUUUCAUUCUGUUCAAAAGUUUUAACCCCCCAGCUCUUAAUGCAUAACUUUUCCUUCUGGAGCAUCAGUGAGCAUUUGAACGUUCUGUAAUAGUACUAAAUAAACAAUAACAUGCAUUUUGUAUGAUCCCUCUUAUUUUGGCAAAAUAGUUAACAUUUUGCAGAUUCUGGAAGGAGGAUGUAAACUUUUGACUUCAACUCUAUUUAUUCGUCAUUCAAAAGGAGAACCCGAAUCAAGAAUAUAUACGAGAUAUACGCAGAUAUACGAAACAUAAAGCAGCAUUUGCUUACUAUUUUGAAUAUCUGUGAUGUUAUUAACAUUCAUUAAUAUUCAUUUUAAGUGGCUCAUGUUGUUAUGAAAAUAUAUUAUCAUUUAUAAUGUAUUAUCUAAUGCUUGGGUAAGAUCACAUAACAUUUGAACAGUGUUUAUUUAGUUGCUCAUUUACAUUACUUAAAUUCUCGGACUCGUUCUCAUUCUCGCUGACCGCCCUGAUACCAAUUCAACAUGUUGAAUCAUGCAAACUGCCUCUGCAGUAAACCCGACGAGAGCCAACGUGUGGAACAUACCAAACAAACUAGGCCAAAAGAUGCUCGGCGACAUUGGCGAAGGGCCAGCUGUCGACUUGGUGUAUCUUAGCUUUUAAAGAAAUAAUUCAUCAAAAUAGAAACGUGCAUGCUUUUCUUCUGUGGAACAAGAUAUAGUGAUGACAAUAUUUAUUUUUGGAUAAAUUGUGGCUUUAAAUGUUUGCACUUGUGCUUUUGUUUUGCACUCGAAUGUCUAUGUAGGUUAAGCAAACCCAUUUUCUGUAUAAAGAUUCUCAUUCUUGACAAGAUGUUGAUGUGUUAAGAAUAACAAAAACAUAAUCUUAUAUCAGUAGACAGUCCUCUUCUCUAGAAAUUAGGCAACAAAUGAGUAAAGAGGAUGCUGGUGGUUGAUCUGACCAAAGUGAGAAGUGAUAAGAACAGAAGAUAGUGUUAGUUUAGUUUUUUUUUUUUUUUAGACAUAAAGCAGAUGGCAGAAGCUACCCAUUUCCUGUGAUACUAGAGCUUAACUGUCCAUCUUAAAAAGGUUGUUGUACUGCCUUGCUUGUUUUUUAGUAAUUUUUAUGAGGAGCAUUCCUGUGAGCUAGUUCUUAUGCCACACAGGAAAUUUAUGUAUUCUUUUGCAAUGUCUUGUUUUCCAAAAUGGGGAACUUGAAUUGCACGCACACCCUGAAAAUGUGCACUUCACAACUUAAAAUGAUCAACAAAUAGUACUGUACUUGAUCUAGAAUUAUUUUUCCCGAUGGGCACUGGAUGUGCUGUGUUGUUCUCAGAAAGGGUACUGUAAGUUGUUAUCUGUUGUAUAGUUUACAUGUAAUGCUUUGCAAAACCAGACUUGUAUAUAAAAAGUGUAUUUAAAUUCCCAGUAAUGUCUUGCCAUUUUUAUUGUUUAAAACAGAAUGUAUAUGAGCUGUUUCAUGUUUUAUGCUGGUCCUUUAGACAGUUAUUCAAUGUUUAAUGUUUGUUUCCUUUAUUUCCUCAUGGCAGUAAGACAUUUUAAAAUAGCAUAUUGGUUGUACGCCAGUCACUUCUUAUGAAUCUUUCUCAGUAAUUAACUUCUGCAUUAAGCAGGAAGUUUUGCAAAAGGGUGUCAUGUACACUUCUAUUUUUAAAGGUAGUACAAUUGUCAUUUGUGUGCCCUCAAGCUGUUGCAAUCCUGUGUGAAUUUCUUCUGAGAAACAUAAAGGAGAUGCUAUGCAGAAGGUUAGGGGCUUUUUUGUUCAUUUAGUGAAAAUGAAUUGUGACCUUUAAUGCUGCAAAGAAGAAGAGCAGAGUGAGUGAAGGAAGGACAGCUGCAGAUGCUACUCUAAUACAGCAACUGUUUUUAUAUUUCAAUAUAAAAACAAUGUGUACAGUAUAUUUCAAAUGAUCAUUGAUGUUUGCUCAUGAAAUAAGGCUUUGUAUGUCACGUAAAGCUAAAUUGCACUGGAAAGGCUGAAAAACAAUAAUAAAAACACUGAACUGUA